UCCGAGCCCGCGGCCGACUGCGCAGUCCGCCCGCGAGCCUGAGAUACCUACGUGGAGCUACCAUGGAAAAAUCCUGGAUGCUGUGGAACUUUAUUGAAAGAUGGCUCCUAGCCUUGGCAUCCUGGUCUUGGGCUCUCUGCCGCAUCUCGCUUUUGCCUUUGAUAGUGACUUUUCAUCUGUACGGAGGCAUUGUCUUACUUCUGCUGAUAUUCGUGUCCAUCGCAGGGAUCCUGUAUAAGUUCCAGGAUGUCUUGCUCUACUUUCCAGAACAGCCGUCCUCUUCCCGCCUCUAUGUUCCCAUGCCCACGGGGAUUCCACAUGAGAAUAUUUUCAUCAGAACCAAAGAUGGAGUGCGCCUGAAUCUGAUCUUGGUGAGAUACACUGGAGACAAUUCCCCCUACUCCCCAACUAUAAUUUAUUUUCACGGGAAUGCGGGCAACAUAGGCCACAGAUUACCAAACGCACUGCUUAUGCUGGUGAACCUCAAAGUGAAUCUCGUGCUGGUUGACUAUCGGGGGUAUGGGAAAAGCGAAGGAGAAGCCAGUGAAGAAGGACUGUAUUUGGAUUCUGAAGCUGUGCUAGACUAUGUGAUGACUAGACCUGACCUCGAUAAAACAAAGGUUUUCCUUUUUGGCCGCUCCCUAGGAGGAGCGGUGGCCAUUCACUUGGCUUCCGAGAAUUCUCACAGGAUUUCAGCCAUCAUGGUGGAGAACACAUUCCUAAGCAUCCCACACAUGGCCAGCACACUAUUUUCCUUCUUCCCAAUGCGGUAUCUUCCUCUAUGGUGCUAUAAAAAUAAGUUUCUGUCCUACAGGAAGAUCUCCCAGUGCAGGAUGCCUUCUCUCUUCAUCUCUGGCCUCUCUGACCAGUUGAUUCCGCCCGUGAUGAUGAAGCAGCUCUACGAGCUGUCCCCGUCCCGGACUAAGAGACUGGCCAUUUUCCCAGACGGGACGCACAACGACACGUGGCAGUGCCAGGGCUACUUCACUGCGCUCGAGCAGUUCAUCAAGGAAGUGAUCAAGAGUCCUUCUCCUGAGGGAAUGACGAAAACAUCAUCCAACGUCACCAUCAUCUAAUGCCACCCUCUCGAUGGAUGCCUUGGGUUUCGGUUUGUGUAGAGUGACGUCCACUCUGGGUGUGUGUUCACGGGGUCUGCACAGCGACUGAGCGUUGACGGGCCUCAGCACUCCGUCCUAUAACUCUCCGUAUUUUCAGAACUGUUCUUGAGAUCUUUCAUUGUCCCACCAGAACUUCUAGCCUGGUUAACACCCUUGUCUUUAGUUUAAGAUGCUGGUGUGCUAGAGCUCAUCCAAAAGUUUCCUGUUGGUAAAGUGGUAAAAUCUAUGUUGUAAUCAGAUGGAGACGCAAACAAGAAACCUUCAGAUGUCAUUCCUUUAGUAAAUAUUGGGACAAUCACGGUAAGCAAGCCUAGUGCUACUGCGUUGUCACCUUAAACAUUAAGAUGAAGUGCAUGGUGGUGUUUUAUUCUUGACUUAUGCAAUGCGAUAUUUUUAAUGUAAAUAACUCUGGUCACAUGCCAAUGUAUAUGGUUUCCUGGGUUAUAUCUAUUUUUAUGUAAACUCUAUUUUGUUUGUGGUGAGGAAUGAGUGUGAGGCCUGUGAGCAGAUUCUCUGCUCUGCUGCUGAGAUCCGGCUUUUUCCUAAUAAUAAACAGGACCAUUUUCCAAUGUAGAUGUGCUGUGUUUCUGUGAGGUACUGUCUGCAUCAUGGCUCGUGGCUAGGAAGUUAGCAUUGUACUGUAGCUUUCUUUGCACAUUGAACUUUGUAACAUUCGUGAUUUUAGUUAAACAGAAUUUUAGCCUCUGCCAGUUUAUGAAUCUCCAGCUAAAACAGUAACAGCCACAACAAGGGCUAGAAGUAGCCAAUAGUUGAGGUAGAUUGUCUCAACCAGUGUGUGCACACAGCCUUAUGCAAUGUCCAUCUGACUGAAGUCGCAGUACCUGGGAUGUGUCUGUCCUGAUAGAGACAAGCAUCAUUUAUGUACUUUGUGCAAGUAAAUUACAUUAUGAAAGAAAACCGCAAAAGCAAAUAACCAAGUAUGACUUAAUAUUUCAGUUGUGUGUAAUGGGGCUCUAUAGAAAGUAACAGUUGUAGGCAGUCUGUCCGUGCUCCAGCUGGGUCUGAAAGGUCCCAAAGCUUUGGCCAGCCUGUCACACAGGUAGCGUUAAGGAGUUGAGGGCAGGAGGUUGUGCUUGACAAAGUAGCAAGCCUCUGAAGCCUGUGAACGUGUGCUAGCAUGCAGCCAUGACGUCAGACCUGCCAAGCCCUUCCCCGCAGUCCUCACUAUCACCAGAUAGAUGCGCUUGAGCCCUGCGCAUUAGGUCAGCGCGCCUACACGACUGCAGAUCACUUAGCUAUAUUUAUUGACCUUCCACAAGCAGCUAGAGCAGAGUAAUAAUCAGUCAAUAAUCUUGACCUUAAUUUAAAACUUUCCAUGAACAUAGGGCUAGAAAUACUUUUGCCAAGUAGCAUUCUUAGCCUUCAUUCUAUGCCAAUGUUUAGAAAAUAAUAAUGUAUAGCGAGUAUAAUUUCUAAAGAAUAAUGAUUUUCUAUAAAUUAUUAAUUGUAAAGAGUCUUGUUUUUUAAAGAGUUGGUACUCAUCAUGGAGGGUGUAUUUUGUAUGUGUAAAUUCACUACACAAUUAAAGGCUGCUUUUCAUCCUGUCAGUCUUUGCUGUGUAGAACAACUGUCCCGAAUGUUCAUCUGCUGGAAGGACCGAAAAAGUAACAGGCGGAAUGUACUUUCUGCAGAAAUGAACUCUCAUGCAUACUUGGUCACUUCUGACGCUUACAGAGUGCUGCAUCUGUGGUCACUUGGUCUGGAGGGGUGAGUGACCAGCCAGCUUGGGUUGUACAUGUUCUCCAGAUGAAAUAGGACAGCAACCCCUUCCCCUUCCCGGCUGUUUUCCCUGCUGCUCCUUCUGUUCAGAUUCGCGGGCUGGGACUUGAGGGCUGGAAGAACACUCUACCACACCUACCACCUUUGCCCUCUUCAAGGAACCGUCUCUUAGGCAGCAAAGACAGAGCUGUGUUUAGAGUUGUAGGGCAUCUCCUGUUACCAGCUUUGUGUGUGAUGCAGUUUCUUUGAUGAGUAGGGAUAGAAAACAAAGUCAUACAUUCAGGGGCCGUGACACGCCCCGGCAUCAGCUUUAAUACUUUCUCACUUGGUCUCAGUGAAACAUGACUACACCUCAAUCAGUCAUCUUUAGGGGGAAUGGUCAUGGUCUGUCGAUUUCUAGCACAUUGUUCAAUAGCAGUGAGAGAAAUGGAUAAUCUUAAAUUAUUCAGCUACUAUGAAUUUGUAAACACUAAAAUUAUCCUAAACCUGUCAAGAUCGGUUUACUUGGAAAAAAAUCUAAAAUUCCUUGUUUUCAAGAAUAAUAGAGAAAACCAGAUUUUUUUUUUAAAAAAAAAGAGGAUCGUACAGAGAAUACGGCAAACAAGGAAGAAAGUAUUUGUUACAGACAAAAGGUGUCAAUAGACUAGAAACCACUUGACAGCAGUUGGUGACUCCACUCUUAAACAGAGAGGUGGGGAUACUUAAUUGCUGAGAUGAAUAGCAGAGAAUUGCAGAAUCCCGUUUUCAGUCAACGUCCUAGUACAACAUGGCCCUGUGUUUCACAACAUUUAUUUGACCAUGAUGACACCCAUUAAAUGUUGCAGUAAAAUGAGUCGGUCACACAACAGCUUAAAUCACAGGUGGGCUGGAAACACUUGAAAUGAGACAGGUCAUGGCACUGUUGACAUCAUAGGUGAUGGCAUGUGUGUAGCUGAGGGUUCGUGCCUGCUGUGCUUGCCCUCCCGUUCAAUUUGGCUUGGGUGGGAAUAGGUCAGGUAGAGAUGAUUAAAUAAUAUGUAAACUACCGUGGAAGCCGAUCUUAUUAGUGGUUUGUAUUAGCGUGCCUUUCUUCCUGAGGAUCAGGAGUCAGUAAGGUGAUCCACUGAAGGAAGUCACCAUUUCAUCUAGGCCAGUGGUUCCCAACCGUGGGUCACAAACCCUUUGGAUCAAAUGACGCUUUCACAGGGGUCGCCUAAAGCCAUCCGAAGACACUGAUAAUUACAUUAUGGUUCAUAACAGUAGCAAAUUACAGUUAUGAAGUAACCACAAAAAUAAUGUUAUAGUUGAGGAUCACCACAACAUGAGGGACUGUGCUAAAGGGUCACAGCAUUAGAAAGGUUGAGAACCACGAAUCGAGGCCAUCGUUGCCAUAUUUGAGUCCUUUGGUCAUCCCCUGGGCCUUUUUUCCAUCAUGUUUGAUAAUUAUCUAUUUUUUAAAAACUGAAAGGGAAAGAAUUAGUCAUAAGUACCUCCUUUGGAUGUUGACUUGAGCUUAGGUGUCUUCAUGUGACUCAGGUAGAUUAGAGUUGGCAGUGGAGCACUUGUUCAGCUGGCUGGCUAGAAAAUGCAGAGCCCUUGGUGUUCUCAGUGCGCAUGCACCUCCUCUCCCCAGUCAACGCUGGCCAAGGGCACAGAUAUACCUCCGUUUAUAUUUUGUAGUAUGAAAGUGUAGAUUAAAGACAGGACUGUAUAACCCAUACUUUUUGACAUAAAGUGCAAUAUAUACGUAUAUCACGGGUGUGUGUGCAGCAUAAUUUAUACAGAGUUUCUGUCAGUACAGUGUAUGCUGAAGUUUCAGCUUCCACAGUGAGGUGCAUUCAGUAUGAAGUAAGUUAGUUCAGUUUCAUAAUCUGAGCCAUAAUUCUUGUUAUUGCCAUAUUUCCUUUGAAAUAGUAAUAAAGUUUUAUAGCUCAAAUUUGAAUGUCCUCAUACCUGGGCACUAACCAUGGCAAGGAAAGUGAGUUUUAUUUUUAAUUUGGUUUUGUUUUUUACAUUUCUUUUAAGGUAUACUUUUUAUUUUUCUGUACUGACAUGCAAUAAAUUGAUACAUGAACAAUUUGAUUAAUGUUAGAUAGUUUGUAUUCAGUCUUUUUAAAAAUUCUAUUCAUGUAUUGUAGGACAUUAAAGUAACUAAUUGUUCAAUAAAACUGUUUCACUGAAAGCAAUGAAUCUUA
This is a messenger RNA of Myodes glareolus (Bank vole), 5032 nucleotides long. RefSeq names its product abhydrolase domain containing 13 (gene Abhd13). NCBI's taxonomy places the organism in Eukaryota, Metazoa, Chordata, Mammalia, Rodentia, Cricetidae. The record is from RefSeq and is a predicted model, not a curated record. Gene Ontology annotation, cellular component: membrane. Gene Ontology annotation, molecular function: palmitoyl-(protein) hydrolase activity.